Molecule: messenger RNA, 7041 nt
Organism: Acipenser ruthenus (sterlet)
Lineage: Eukaryota; Metazoa; Chordata; Actinopteri; Acipenseriformes; Acipenseridae
Product: mitochondrial proton/calcium exchanger protein-like
Exons: 15
Coding region: 313-2640 (775 amino acids)
Biological process (GO): intracellular monoatomic cation homeostasis
Cellular component (GO): mitochondrial inner membrane
Molecular function (GO): ribosome binding; calcium ion binding
Source: RefSeq, a predicted model, not a curated record
CUGCACACACAACCCUGCUUGCGAUUGCUAGCGCAUGUAUCCACUCAGCGAUCAGCGCUGGGCCUUGACUUUAAUGAACCCAUGUUCGGGCGAAUGCAAGAGAAGGUUAAGUGGUGAAAUGUUUACCAGUCGGCUGAUUUGCUGUGUGGAUGACGUAAAAAGAAGGGAGUACUGGUAGUAUUAGGACAGCCAGUAUCAUCAAGAACGGAUAUGGGGGAAAACUGUAGCGUGACUCCUUAAAAAAAAUAGUAAAUAUAUAUAUAUUUUUAAAAUUGUAUUUUAUUUAUUUAAAAUUAGACCUUAGAAAUAAAAAUGGCGUUGAUCCUAAGAUCGAGGGCACCUGCUGUAUUCCAAGCCUCCAGAUCGUUGUGCAAAGAAAUUAAGCAAGGUGGAUUGCAGGAAAUUGCAUGUUUCAACUGCACGGCCCUUAGGCUUAUGAGGAAUGUAAGCGUCCGAAGCUGCAGCACUCCCUUGUCAUUCAGCUCAUCGUCCUUGUGUGCGGGAGAGAACUGUAAUUGUCACAGUUGUCUGCGUGGCUCCCAGAGACUCUACUGCGGGGUGGUGAAAGGCUCUCAGUCAUGGACUCCUGUGGGACCCCGGCACGUUCCAGUCAGGUUGUGGCAUGCCAGCAGCCGCCUCUGCGACGACUCCAAGGUGGAGAAGUCUCUCAAAUCUUUAAAGGACAAAAACAAGAAGCUGGAGGAAGGAGGCCCAGUCUACAGCCCCACAGUGGAGAUGGAGCCUGUCAGGAAGUCUCUGGGACAGAAGGUAGUGGACGAGGUGAAGCACUACUACCAUGGCUUUCGCUUGCUAUGGAUCGAUACCACAAUUGCCGGCAGAAUGCUGUGGAGGAUUCUCAAUGGGAACGUUUUGUCUCGGAGGGAGAGAAGACAGUUCCUGAGAACAUGUGCGGAUGUCUUUCGGCUGGUCCCGUUUCUGGUCUUCAUCAUUGUCCCCUUCAUGGAGUUUCUGCUUCCAGUGGUUCUUAAACUCUUCCCCAACAUGCUUCCUUCAACCUUUGAGACACAGUCCAAGAAGGAGGAGAGGCUGAAGAAGGAACUGAGGGUGAAGCUUGAGAUGGCGAAGUUUCUUCAGGACACUAUUGAGGAGAUCGCGCUUCGCAAUAAGGCAGCCACAGUUAACGUGACCGAGGAGUUCUCUACCUUCUUCCAGAAGAUCAGGAACUCUGGAGAGAGGCCCAGCAACGAGGAGAUCAUCCGCUUCUCCAAGCUGUUUGAGGAUGAGCUGACGCUGGAUAACCUGACCCGGCCCCAGCUGGUCGCCCUGUGCAAGCUGCUGGAGCUGCAGUCCAUCGGAACCAACAACUUCCUGCGCUUCCAGAUCAUCAUGAAGCUCCGUGCCAUCCGGGCCGACGACAAGCUGAUUUCCGAGGAGGGGGUUGACAGUCUGAACGUGAACGAGGUGCAGGCGGCGUGUCGGGCGCGGGGGAUGAGGGCUUUGGGCGUGACGGAGGAACGACUCCGUGAGCAGCUCAAGCAGUGGCUGGAGUUGCACCUGAACCAACAGAUCCCCACCUCUCUGCUGCUGUUAUCCAGGGCCAUGUACCUGCCGGAUACUCUGUCCCCAGCCGACCAGCUCAAGACCACCUUGCAGACCCUCCCCGAGAUUGUGGCAAAGGAGGCCCAGGUGAAGGUGGCGGAGGUGGAGUGCUACAAGGUGGACAACAAAACCAAGCUGGAGGCCACGCUGCAGGAGGAGGCAGCCAUCAGGAAGGAGAACGAGGAGCGCGAGAUGGAGAGGCUGGCUGAUGCUGCUGAGAAGGAAAAGGAGGUCCUGCAGGUGGCAGCCUGGAGAGAAGUAGAGACAGCGGUGAAUAUGGAGGCAGCAGCUGUCAAUGUUAAGAAAAGCCAGAUCGUCAUGGAUGCCGAGCAGGAGCUUGCCACUGUUGACCUGGCGAUUCAUUCAGAGACCUUGAAGGACACGGCUCCAGUCUUGGAAGGGAUUAAGUUUGACAAAUGGCAGAAGUUUCUUCGUAUCCAGGGAGAGGAGAUAACCAAAGAGGAGAUUGACAUGCUGAGUGAUGCCUGCACCAAACUGAAGGAGCAGAAGAAGCUGCUGACCAAAGAGAAGGAGGAGCUGGAGGAUCUGAAGGAUGACGUCCAGGAGUAUAAUGAGGAUUUGAAGGAGAUCAAGAAGGAGCUGUCGAAGACCGGGCAGGAAGAAGCCGUGCAGGAGUCCAAGGCCAGCAAGAGGCUGACGAAGAGGGUGAACCGCAUGAUCGGUCGGAUCGGCAAGAUCAUCUCCGAGCUGGAGACGGACAAGAAGGUGCUGGACGGACAGAUGGACAGCAAGACCACGCCGCCCAUCGGCUUGUACUUCUCCUUUAGUGAGAACCUCAUCAGCAUCAGUGAGCUGAUUGACGUGAUGAGACAGAUCCAGAACAUUCCGGAACACAAGCUGCAGUGCAUCGCAGAGACUCUGGAUGAGAACAAGGAUGGCAAGAUUGACAUCGACGACGUUGUCAAGGUGGUGGAGCUCAUAGACAAGGAGGACAUUGACAUCUCAACGAGCCAGAUGGCAGAGAUCAUGGUGAUGCUGCAGAAGGAGGAGAAGCUGAUGGAGAAGGAGAAAGCCAAGGAGAAGGCCGAGAAGGAGCAGGCUGCCGAAGUGCAGAACUGAGGUCGGCUCAUCACCUCCUGCUGCUUCAUGGGAGUGGGGUUGCUCCCUUUGCACCAGGGCAGAGAAGGCUACCUUCAUGUGGGAAAUGAACAUGCUGUCAUUAAUGGCAAGAAGCGCCUCUGCAGCAGAGAGCAAAUUAGUGUUCAGACUUGUUGGGUUUUAUAGAUAUGAUGGCAAACUUUGCACUGGUGCAAACCAAAAUAGUGACCAGUAGCUUUAUCAGUUACACACAAACAAAAAGGAACAUUUUGUUUUGAGGUGGUGGGAUUUGCCCAAUUUUUUUUUCUUUUUUUUUUUUCAUAUAAAUAAGUUGAACAUGAAUUGCACAGUAAAUCAUAUAACGUCAUUCCAGAAGCAUGGAAUCAAUGAUUUAAUUCUUCUUAUUCUUGUUGUGUGUUGUGUUUUUUUUAAAUGACGAGGGUCUCUCAUUUAAUCCAUGUAUUUAUAAUAAUAAUAAUAAUAUUGAAUGUGCUGUAGUGAUGUGGUGAUCUUAAAUGCUGUAAUGUUUUAUAUACAAACAGAAAUGAGAGACACAAAAAACUUGAAUGGCAUUAUUAAAUAUAGAAAAUAUAAAGAAACUAAUAAAACCAUUUGAUGAAUGGGAUCAGCCAAGAUCACCUUGAUGUGCUGUUUUGAAAUGGGAUAUUGAAAGUCUGAAAACAGAAUGUUUAUUUUUUGUAUAAUCAAAUAUUGUAUUCGCCACUGAAAAGUUUAUUUUAAAUAGUUGCAUAUGGCAGCUCAUUGGAGGUCCUGUGUAUUUUUGUGUGUUUUAAAGCUCUCUAUGCAUUCUACAAUGCUGAUAUACAAACUUCAGUAAAAAAAAAAAUUGAAAGGCAACUAUUUGUGGCUUAUGUGAAGCAGGAGAUCCUCUGCCUGGCUGUUGCUGUUGGUUUAAGGUUUGUGUGUUUUUAGAAAGUUUGAACGCUAGGAACAUGCAGGAUCAAUUGCAGUUAGGAUGAAUAAAAUCGGUAUGGAUUUGAUUGGUUUGAAUGUUGCUACUCUUAAUUAAUAAUUUUGACUGCCUAAUUGAACCGAUCAGAUUUACUAUUUUAUCAGUUGUUACUCGUAAUGAUAUCAAACCAUAAGGAAGAGAAUACAACUUGAAAGUAAACAUUGGGCUUGGUUUUCCACUGAGGGCUAAUCCACCCACUUCAUACAUUGCCUUCAGUUAGCCCACAAUGGAAACUUUAAUAUAUGCACAUAAUGCACAGAUAUGGAAAUGCAAGGCAUUUUUAAAUUAUUAUGUUUUUAAAUUAUGAAUAAAUACUUUCAUGUUAAUUUCUGCCACAGAAAGAGAAAAAAAGCUUUACUGAUUUCUUAUGUUUUAAAAAAAAUUAAAAUGUAGUGAAUAAAAUCUGACCAAAUUAAUGCAGCAGCAGCAGUGUACACUUAAAGAUAAAUAGCUUCAACUGACUAACAUAUCUUUCAGUUUGACCUGAAUCUGCUUCGACUAUAAUUUUAUAUUUGCAUAUUGUAAAUUGCGUUAUCAUUGGUGCACUACUUCUUAAAUGAAGAUUUAAAACAACAUCAACUAUAAAUGCCUAUGUUUCAUUGCACUAUAAAAGUAUGUUUAGCUUCUGUGCAUUUUAUUUCGACUCGGGUAUGAAUGUUGUGUCACAGCAGAACUCUAGUCUUCUCUGUGUAUUUCUAGUGGAUGGUAGGGUGCAGUGUUGUGUGUAUUUCUAGUGGAUGGUAGGGUGCAGUGUUGGGCUUUUUGAACUCCUAACAGAUACAAUGUCUGCCUUGCUACAUCCUUCUAGCCAACUUGUAUGUAUGGACAAUUUACUUCUUUAAUCGAAGAUUAUCUUCCUUGGUUUCCUGGUCAGCCACUCCUUCCCUGUAGACACCUUUCUGUUUAGAGCCUGUAACAUGUGAUCCCAUACAAUAAUGCACUAGGCUGUCACUUCUGAGGCCUGGGUUCAAAUGCAACUUUGGUCACAAGUGAUACAAGGUUGCUGGUAUCAGUUUAGUCAACCAUGCAUAGUAGUGAACAUCAUAAAAACACCACACCGCCCACUUUUCACUUGGAAGAGGCCAAGGACUGUAAAGCAGAUGUCUGUAUUGAGGCAGUGGUGGGAUGUUGGGAAGUUUGUGUAGCACAUGUCAGUGGUGUAUUAGAUUGAGCAUGGUUGUUUUUUAACAGGUGUAAUUUUAUAUAUAUAAAAAACAAAAUAUCCUUACCUCUCAUAACUUAACAUUAUCACAAGUCCAGUAACACAGGACCUACAUUUCUAGUAUGUAAUUUUAUGAUUUGAGUGUUGUGUAUUGUGACAAGAAAAAUGGCUUUGCACCCUUUUGAGUGCAGUAUUGUCCACAGUAGUUUUCUUCAAAGUUCAUAUUUUAGCCGAAGCCAGCUGUUUCUAGGGGUGUGCAGAAGAGUAUUGCAUUUCCUUUAAGAGCUGUGCACAUGUAGAAAUCCCACUGCACAUAUUAAAAGGGUUUUUUUUUUAAAACCUGGAGUUGAAGUUGCUUACAUACUCGGAGGUUUCCUUGAACUCUAUCUGUCUUAUGUAUUUUAUUAGAAGGCAUUAGCUUGACCACACGGCAUGUGUUUUUCAUUUUACAAGCACCAGAAUAGCCAGCCCCUUUGUUUAUUGUCUAUUUGACAUGACAUGGAAGAGUUUGUUUUGUGUAACAAUUAAAAUAAAAAAUAAAAAGAAGCAGUGUCAAAGAACAAGAUCUGUCGCAACAUUCUGCCAUCCAAAAUGUAAUAAAGCCACACUGCACAGCCAACUGCCUGGGACCCUGCCAAUACAGUGUAGGCAUAUUGCACCAAGGAGUAACUGCAUUUAGAUGAGCCUUAACAUGCCAGAUAGUACUGAUUGUGUGAAACCGGAGCUCGGUGUGGAAAUGUAGUGGUAGAAAACUGUUGAAUGUUAAAAUGGCAAACAGGGUUAUUUGUUGCAAAUCUUACCCAAGUUGAAACUAUUGUGUGUUGUCAAUCUGUUGUGUGUUUUAGAUUGCUGUUAUAAUGAAUAGUUUGACAGGUCUGAAGUUGUCUAUACAUUGGAUUACAUGGAAAGGGCAGGCAUGUUGGUACUGGUGGCAGUAAGCCAGGUAACUGGGUAGAGCUCUGAGAAAGUGUUCUGGUCCUCUUUGUGCUACUCUUCUAUACAGACUGCAGUCAAGUUAUUUAGGGAACAUAUAUGUCUUGGUGCAUUUCUGUGAAACCUUUUAAUGAUGUUUCCUAUUCUGUUGCUCCUAUUUACUCACCAUGUCUGAAGACAUCCAGUUUGAUGAAGCUAAAUGGGAAAGCUACUGUACUGUAAAUUUGAUGUCGAUUCAUAUACAAUGCACCAUAUGGGGGGGGGGAACUAAAACAUUAUUACAAAACAUGUUUAAGUUGAACUUCACCAUUGACCUGACACAUGGUAAUUUGCAGGACUUUGCAACUACACUAUGUUGUGUGGCUUUGAUUUGGCCUGGCUGGGUACUUCUCAUGGAAGACCUCUGCUGCACUGUGGGCACUUUGCCCAUGGCUUGCGUUCUGUAAAUGGAGUCAACGCAUCAACAUUCUACUGUAUGUGUUCCUGCAGCCAUGAUUGUCUGCUUGUUAACAGGACACUCACUCAGCAUAAAGACAGAUGGUCUGCAAUGUUUUCUUUUUCCUAUGGUGCUUUGUUAAUGUCAUGAACAGUGUGUGUUGGAAGCCAUUCUAAUUUCUCAGGAUUUAUUUUCUUUGCUGUGUUGCAUAUUUUUGGUACACUUUGACUGAUUUUAGAUAUGCACUCAUUUGCAGACACUCCUGUCAGUACUGAAUCCUCCUUCGAAUACAAGAAGCAUAAGAAAUAUCUUACUAGAUGUUUAUUACAGAAACCCGACAAAUACAUACCAUUUGUUGUAAGCAGCUCUGUCACGGGAUCUGCCAUGACGACAAAGCACACAAGGAAAGUAAGCUCCCCUCCCCUCCCAUAAAUAUCCCUCUUACCAAGUAAUGCAAUUGGAUGGACUGCACAAAUGCAUACAUGUCAAGUAUGAGGUGAUAUAAAGUCACAUGACCAAGAGAACAACUACCUCUGUUUAACCUUGUGUGGAAUACGGUACCAGCUGGGGGUGACUGGUAUUGAGCAGUUAUUACAGCAACUUGUAAAGCAGUGGCUGGGGCACUCCUGAGACUUGCAGUGAUCGUGAGGUCUCAAGUGUCAAGGGAUGGUCAGCCAUUGGCAGUAGUCUUGGAAAAUGGUAUCUACUGUUUAUAGACUGUAGUUUAUUGUCCGAUUACUGAUUUGGGCGUGGAAGUGGUCUGAUUUAUUUACUGUAGUGUUGUGUUUUUCUUUUGUUUUUUUUGUUUUUGUUUUCUUUUUGGUUGAACUGAAAAGAGCAAACAGACAAGAAUCGCUGAGUAUGACUUCUAUUAAGAUCAAAUUCAGAUGUUUAAUUCAAUAAAAUAAUACAAAAAUG